Bufo bufo (common toad) is the source of this 1678-nucleotide messenger RNA. RefSeq names its product cytochrome P450 2K4-like. Gene Ontology annotation, molecular function: heme binding; iron ion binding; oxidoreductase activity, acting on paired donors, with incorporation or reduction of molecular oxygen, reduced flavin or flavoprotein as one donor, and incorporation of one atom of oxygen. Lineage: Eukaryota; Metazoa; Chordata; Amphibia; Anura; Bufonidae. The transcript has 10 exons. Gene Ontology annotation, biological process: xenobiotic metabolic process. The coding region runs from base 82 to 1554 and encodes 490 amino acids. Gene Ontology annotation, cellular component: cytoplasm; intracellular membrane-bounded organelle. The record is from RefSeq and is a predicted model, not a curated record.
ACAGAGAGAAGAGAGGACAGGAUCAGGGCAUUGUAUUCUCGGUACUCCCCAAGCAAAAGAACCUCAAAUCUCAAAUCCUCCAUGGAGUUUGUCACAGUUCUCCUGUCCAUUGUUGUCAUCUUCUUCUUGGUCAAUGUUUUCAGCAAUCGAAAACAAGGGAAAUACAAAAAUUUCCCCCCUGGGCCAAAACCUUUGCCGAUCCUUGGAAAUAUCCUCAUGAUGGACAUGUGGAAACCCUAUAAAACAUUUGUGCAGCUAUCUAAGGAAUACGGCACAGUCUUCAGUGUCCAGAUGGGCAGGACAAAAUUUGUUAUCUUAUGUGGUUACGAAACCAUUAAAGAUGCUCUGAUCAACAACGCUGAAGUGUUCUCUGAUAGACCACAGAAUCCUUUAUUCACUAACUCAUCAAAGGACCAUGGUAUUGUUUUUUCCAAUGGAGAGAACUGGAAAGUGAUGAGAAGAUUUACUCUUUCAACCUUACGAGAUUAUGGAAUGGGCAAGAAAACCAUAGAAGACAAGAUCAUUGAGGAGGCUAAAUGUUUAGUACAGAAGUUGAAAUCAUAUGAAGGAAAACCCUUUGGUAAUUUCACCAGCAUAAAUGCUGCUGUAACCAAUAUAAUUGUGGCCAUAUUGCUAAAUAAAAGAUUUGACUAUGAAGAUCCGACCAUACUGAGGCUUAUUGGUUUAGUUAAUGAGAAUAUAAGACUCCUAGGAAGCCCAGGGGUCAGGCUGUACAACAGUUUUCCCACGCUCAUGAACUGGCUGCCAGGAGCUCACAAAACUAUUUUUAAAAACCUUAGAGAGUUUCACAGCUUUAUAAGAGCGACAUUUACAAAAUAUAAGAAGGAACUAGACGUGAAUGACCAGAGGAACCUCAUUGAUGCCUUCUUAGCAAAGCAGCAAGAGGGAAAGCAAGAAUCCGCUCAAUAUUACCAUGAUGAGAACCUGACUGUACUCGUGGGAGACCUGUUUGGUGCUGGAAUGGAGACCACUUCAACCACAUUGAGAUGGAGUCUUCUGUUAAUGAUAAAAUACCCAGACAUUCAAAAAAAAGUGCAAGAUGAAAUUAAUAAAGUGAUUGGAUCAGCACAACCUCAAAUGGAGCAUAGGAAACAAAUGCCGUAUACAGAUGCCGUCAUUCAUGAAAUUCAACGAUUUGGAGAUAUUGCACCAACUACUGUACCUCAUGCAGCUUCUCAAGAUGUUACAUUCAUGGGCUAUUUGAUUCCAAAGGGAACUAUUGUCCUCCCAGUACUGCAUUCUAUACACAAAGACAAAGAAUAUUUUGAGAAACCACAUGAGUUUUAUCCAGAGCACUUUCUUGAUUCAGAAGGAAAUUUCAAAAAGAGUGAGGUCUUCAUACCAUUUUCAAUAGGUAGAAGAAGUUGUACUGGCGAGAACUUAGCUAAAAUGGAGAUAUUCCUGUUUAUUACAUCACUUUUGCAGCAUCUCACAUUCAAGGCCCCCCCGGGAGCUAAACUAGACCUUACACCUGCAUUGGGGUCUACAAAUUCCCCUAAACCUUUUGAAAUUUGUGUCCUACCUCGCAACUAGGAUGUGGAAAUUAAUUUUGUUUAUGGUUGUGCAUAGAGAUGACCGAAGUAUUAAAAAAUUUUAAUUGGCUGCUUUGCUGAAUUUUACAAAAAAAAUCUGCUUUGUGAUGAAUUACUUUGUCACA